GCAUCAUUCCCCAUGUAUCGAUUAUUUCACAAACGCCCAAUGAACUUUGUUGUUGUUGAGCCAAUAAGCAGUCUACAGAAGUAACCAGGACGUAACAGAACUGAGGAUCGGUACUCCCCACAAAUGUUUAAGUAAAAUAAGUAAUUCGCGAUUUCCGUACGGCAUCGACGGCUCUUCGAAAAUGACUUCUCAGACUUUCAUUCCUUAUGUCGCCGAAAUUUUGCCAAUAGAAAAGAAGUGUCAUAGCGUUGGAGAAAUAGAAAAAACCGGCACUAAUUUUGAGAGAGACAAGAAGGAAGGUCUUUUGUUGGUAGCUAAACCUCGUUUCGGCGCGUCUAUUCCUUUUGAUCCUGCAGCCGAAGUGUCAAACAUUAGAUCACAGCAAUGCCUUGUGAAACUUGGAAACAGCAUGGCAAACACUGAAGCCCUGAGAUCUCGUUUCGUGGCUCCGGAUGGAGGAUAUGGCUGGUUUGUGGCGUUCGGAGCAUUUUUAGUUCAAUUCUGGAUCGCUGGAUUGAUCAAAUCAUAUGGAGUGAUUUUUAUGGAAGUCAUGCAGCUUUAUCCUGAUGCAAGCGCUUCCCUGGCCUCUUGGAUUCCGGCAAUUUUGUCUACCCUUUGCCUGGUAUCCUCUCCCAUUUGUAGUGCACUUUGUCGAAAAUUUUCGUGCCGUGCGGUUGUUUUUACGGGUGGACUUCUUUGUUGGAUGGGUGUUAGUUUGAGCUAUUUUACAACUAGUCUCCAACAGUUGUGUCUUACUUUUGGAAUUUUAACAGGGCUCGGAGCUGGAUUGGCAACAACUCCAGGUAUAAUUAUGACUUCUCGCUAUUUCAACAAGAGACGAGCCCUAGCAAAUGGUCUGUGCGUUUCUGGUACAGCUGUUGGCAGCAUGUUGCUUCCUCCCUUACUAGAAGUCCUGGUACCAGCAUACGGAUUUAGAGGUUCAAUCCUCAUUCUUGGAGCCUGCAUGCUUCACAUUUGUUUGAGCGCUGCUCUAUAUCGUCCUAUAGAAAUUCACCAAGCCAUAAUGGAAAGCGUUAUGGGAAUGGACAUACCUACCAACCUUGACGGUGUACAUGUUGGCGGGAUCGAUCGUGAAGUUCACGUUCCUGAUGGACGACCUGUAACCAUCAAUGAAGAUGAUAUUUCAUUGGUCCACAGCAAUCGUAAUAACGUCUUGUCAAACAAUUUCCCACAUAGAUUAAGCGUUAUUCACAGCAUCGAGGAUCUAAGUACCAAUUCUACAGUUAUUUACACAGAAAAUAUUCCCUAUCCGAAACCUAAAAGUCCUGACCAGUGUCUCACGGAGAAAUUCGUUCAAACUGAACCGCAAAAUAGCCCUGUUAAGAAAUUGCGCCGAUUUAAACUAUGUUCGAUCACGAACUACAUCGAUUUAUCCUUAAUUAAAAAUCCUUUGUUCUUGCUUAUGGCCUCAACUGUGAUGUUGAUGGCGGUAGGUUGCCCCCAUGCUUUAUUCUACUUACCUUCGUACGCCAACUCUCUUGGCUUAGAAAAAAGUCAGUGCAGUUUACUCUUGUCUAUCAGUGCCAUUUUCGACCUCAGUGGUAGAUUAGGUCUUGGCUAUAUUGCCGAUCUAAACCUUUUCUCUAAAUCAAAAGCUUACAGCGUAAGUAUGCUGACUGGCGCGAUCGCUGUUCUAUGCUUGCCGUUUGCGACAACAUUUGCGUCUUUCGCUGUCAUCGUAUCCUUUUACGGAUUUGGCUUGGGGAGUUGGUUUCUACUGAUUCCUGUAUUACUCAGCGAACACCACGGAACAGAAUCCAUCGGUUCAUCCUACGGACUGGUUCGUCUAUUUCAGGGAGUUAUUACCUUAGUUGUACCACCUUUGGUUGGGUAUUCUAAAGAUGCUACCGGUGACUAUGUGACAGGUUUCUAUUUUAUGGGGAUAUCGAUGAUGACAGGCGCUAUACUUAUUAAUUUUAAGUCGAUUGUUUUGCGUUUAGGUAGACCACAUCAAAGUUCUUUACCAUAAUAAUGGCUGUUGUCUGUAAAGGAACAGAGAUAAAUAAAUGUACGUAGUUUGUGUUA
Molecule: messenger RNA, 2046 nt
Organism: Daphnia magna
Lineage: Eukaryota; Metazoa; Arthropoda; Branchiopoda; Diplostraca; Daphniidae
Product: monocarboxylate transporter 12
Exons: 7
Coding region: 182-1990 (602 amino acids)
Biological process (GO): monocarboxylic acid transport; transmembrane transport
Molecular function (GO): monocarboxylic acid transmembrane transporter activity
Source: RefSeq, a predicted model, not a curated record